Messenger RNA from Pipistrellus kuhlii (Kuhl's pipistrelle), 9975 nucleotides. RefSeq names its product ciliogenesis and planar polarity effector complex subunit 1 (gene CPLANE1). Gene Ontology annotation, biological process: cilium assembly. Bases 180 to 9704 code for a protein of 3174 amino acids. Lineage: Eukaryota; Metazoa; Chordata; Mammalia; Chiroptera; Vespertilionidae. Gene Ontology annotation, cellular component: ciliary transition zone. The transcript has 52 exons. The record is from RefSeq and is a predicted model, not a curated record.
GCGCCGCCGGGCCGCGGGCUGCCUCUGGGCCGCUGGGCCCGCGCCUCCCGCCCGCCGCCGGGGCCCGGCCUGCGGGGUAACCGCCGACUCCCCCGCCCGGCCCCUCCUUCAUCCCUCCCACCGCACCGGCCUUCGGGCAUCCUGUGACUGUGUGUGCUUAAUUGGCCAUCGGAGCCGCGAUGAGCAUGGAGGUCAGGCUGGAAGUUUUGUCGUCAACCACCAUCAGGCAGAAGAGACCCUGGCCCCGCGUCUCCUGGCUGGGCCAGGAAAAGGAAGCUGUUUUCCUUUUGGACGAGAACCUCAUCAGUGAGAUCAAUUUGCUGUCGGGCAAGACGAAGAAGAAGAUCCCUCGCCUGCAGCCUGUCCUGAGGCACCUCGCUGUGCUCACCACGUCCAGUAACGAUGCCUGGCUGGCGGGGCUCCUUACUACUGGGGAGCUUUUCCUUUGGAACAAAGAUCAAGAUUGUUUGAAGACGAUCCAAGCAACUGGAGAGCCUAAGGAAAUGAUUAAGGCUGCAGUAGCAAGCUCGUUGAGACUCUAUUUGUAUGUAUCUGGAGAUGGACAAAGAGUUCUGAUUAUAACUCCUUCUGGAUGCAUACUUCUUUGGGAAUAUUUGGAAUUCAGGAAUAUCUUGUCUUCUAAAAGCCCAUCAUUGAUGGGCCAGUGGUCCCAGAUCACACCUGAGGAAGCAGUGCGUCUGCCUUCCGCAGAAGAUAAAGAGGCUGUGGUGCACGCUGUCUUCAUAAGCAAUGAGUUGCUGGGAGACUGCUGCUUGUGUGCCUUUGCCUUCUAUUCGGGGGAGUGUCUGAGGUUGACAUUUCUAGCGAUUCGGUGGCGUGAAAAUGUCUUCCCGCCUGUGAGAACGUGGCCAUACCGUGUCCAUUGGGCACAGCAGGACUGCCUUCUGGGUAGUCUGAGUCCUGCCUGUGAGUCAGUCAAGUCGAGAGGAGCUCUGAUCUCUGCCUUUUCAAGAGACGGCCUGACCCUGGCAGUGACCCUGAACCAGAGAGACCCGAAGGCGACUCAGGUAUUAUUUGUCAACACACUGAAUUUUGUUACUCUCUGUGGCAGCCUUAAGGGCUGUAGCAAUAAGAGCCCCAUGGUUCCAGCUUCUCUGGUCAGGUCCUACUGGGUAGGCGACAUCAGCUGGACUCAUGACAGCCUUUUUCUGGCCUGCAUGCUGAAGCGUGGCUCCCUGGUCUUGCUGACGUGCCAAGGGGAACUGCUCACAUUGAGCACGCAUGGCUGCUCGGUGGAAUUUGGGCCGGCUGAGUUUAUUCCCCUCCACCCACUCAUCACAUACCGACCACCGCAGGGCACAUUUCAAGACUCGGCUCCUUCUGCGGACUCGUCGGCGUCGGCCAGCGACCCGAUGCGACAGAGGUUUUCCGUGAAGACCCACUCCCGGCUGCCCUACCUCGUCGCCUCUGACGGCUACAUGGUCACCACCCUCCGCUUCCUCGAUGGCCUGUCCCCCUCGGCGCUGCUGCGGUCGCUGCUGCUGGACGCCGCCCGGCGGCUGGAGAGGGCGUACCGCGGCCUGGCGCUGUGCGAGCCCGGAGGCAGAGGGCUGAACCUGCGGUCUCUGGGCUCCCUGAGGUCCAGCCUGUUAAAGCGCCAAGGAAGCCAGCGGCCAGCAGACCCGCCCGUCCCCCGAUUCCUGCAGGAAGAAGAGACGGGGGAGUUGCAGGAUUUUGAAGCAGAAGACCCGAACGAAAGCACACACUUUCCAAACAACCUGCUCUCUCUCUGGGACGAAAACAAGGAUCCAUCGCUCAGGGGCGCCGAGGAGGGGAGCCUGGAGUUUGCGUCUAUGUUCGACACGAUGCGUGCGGGGGAGCCCGCCGCGGAGGCGGACCGAAUGGUCUCGGACCUGCGCUCGGUCCACAGAAACCUCCUCGCCGCCUGGACCGUGGGGGUUUCCAAACACGUGCCGGAGAAGAGCAUCAUGCUGAACUACACAGUCGUUUGCUUUACCUACUUUCUCCACAUCCUUCAGUUUAUCAAGCGUCCUCUCCCAGCGCUGGAUCUCUCCUUAGGCAGGAGCCCCGGGCACCCGGCGUGGGUGCGCUGUGUCCUGCAGCUCCUGGGGCAGUGCCUGUGCGCCCCGCCCUGGGACCCGCGGGGCCGGCCGGCCGUGCGGCCGCUGCUGGCGCUCACGGCCCGCGCGCUGCAGCUCCUGCUGGCCCGGCCCCGGGGCCGCCGCCGCUCCCGCUCCCGGAGGCUGGCCGCCUGCUUCCAGCUGCUCGGGAUGGUGGCCGAUCGCCUAGACGGCGCAGACCACCUUCAGCCCGAGGUCUCGGCCACGGCUGGUGGGAGUGGAGCAGCCCGUCAGGACUCCCUGGUGGUUCCCCUUUUCCAAACCUUUCAAGACAGCGCUUCCCGGGACGGCUGGACCCGUCCUCCAGGAGCAAACCUCAUUCAGCAGGCAGGACGCAGGCUGGUGUGUCUGUGGCGCGUGCUGUAUAAGAAGACGCUAUGGUAUCAGGCACAGCUAAGUCGGAGCGUUCCCGAAGGCGACCGGCCGCUCCCUGCAGAGGCGGCCCAGGAAGCCGCUGCCGUCCGGUCCCUGCUGUGUCACAUCCAGGCCCGCCUGCAGGCGGCCGGAGCCUGCCUGGGCCGGACCUUACCGCUCAAGCCCAUCAGCGGGGAAGAGUGUUUCCUGUUGGGAUCCUAUGAAAAGGCUGUUGAACUGUGGAGGAAAGCUCUGCAGGAAACCCAGGAGAACGGAGGAAGAAGGACCUGCUUUCUUCAGAUGCGCUACUACCUGUCCCUUUUGUACUGCCACCUGUACAGCUAUAACUUAAACGAUGCCCAGGGGCUGUGCGACCAGCUGGUGCGAGAACUGCUGCGAUGGUCCCGCCUGCCCGUGAGGGACAAUGGGGAGAGUUCGGCUCCCGCGCUGGGACUGCCCUGGCCUGCACACCCCGAGGCCGUGCGGAGGGUCGUCCAGUCCAUGGCCCGGUUCAUGGCCGCCUAUUUCACCAACCGGCGGCUCUGCGUCCUGCCCCCGCACCAUGUGGACGUCCUGCCGCCCCUGCACAGGGAAGCAGGGCCGGGCCCGCGGCGCCUCCCCCUGCAGCGCGCGGCGGUGGCCCGGGCCGUCCGGGAGCAGGGCCUGGGCGAAGUGUGGACGGCGGACUACGCGCUGGAGCUGCUGCUGCUGGGCGGCCUGGCCCCCGAGGCCGUGUGGCUGGCGCGGGAGCUCGGGGACUGGAAGACGGCCGUGGCCCUCGGCGUGGCCUGCCAGCUGGGCGGCCGGGGCCGCGGCUACCCCAGGUUCAAGAAAAAGGGCCAGGAUCUGCCGUCCAACAUGACUCCCGCCCGGAUUUUCCAGGAGAAACUCCGGUGUCUUUUAGGUCAGCCGGCCUCUUCGGAAGCAAAGAGAGAAAUGGGCUCAAAAUACAAGCAGUUUACAGACCCCAUCGAGGAGGAGGACGCGCAGCUGCUGCUGGGCGCCGUGCGGGAGGUGCUGACGGCCGCGGCCAUGGCGCAGGCGGACGUGCUCUCCGAGGCCUGGCCGCUCCUGGUCCGCUCCGCCCAGGACUGCAGCCGGCGGCUCUGGGGCCUGGUGCCCGGCGGCCUGUACCUGCCCGCCCCGCCGCUCUACUGCCCCCAGCCGGCCCUUCUCAGCCAGGAGGACGCUGACGACCUCCCGGUGAGAGCCGAGAAGGAGAACCGCCAGAAGGUGUCCGGGAUCCUGCAGCGCCUGCUGCUGCUCCUCCGCGCCGCGCGCUGCUCCUUCCCGGCCGCGCAGUGGUACAUCCUGCAGCUGCGGUGGGCCCGGAAGGUCAUGGGGAAGAUUCGAGCGAAAGGGUCCCUCCCCGCCCUGAGCCCCUUCCCGCAGAGGCUGCUGCAGCACUGCCGGGGCGGCGUGGCCUUCUUCCGGCCGGGAGCCGCGGGCGACGGCCAGCUGGACGGGGCGUCCCUCGCAGCAAUAGGGUGCUUCCGGGAGCUGUGUGCGCUGUGCUGGAUGCUGCACGUCCGGGACCAGCUGUCCGUCCGCUGCCGGCUGUUCCAGAAGGCCCGCGAGCGCGCGCAGGGGAAGCAGGCACUUACCCGCCAGAGAGGAAGAGAGGACCUCUCCGUGGAGUUGGACCCCUGCGCGGUGGAGCACUGCCUGGGGGCGGCCGAGUGGGCGUGCAGGAUGCUGCCCUUCGCCCGGUUUUCCAACGCCGAGGAGCUGAUUCAGGACCUGAUUUUGAGCCUCAUUGGAGACCUGCCGCCGAUCAGACAGGUCGCAGACAUUUUCGUGAGAGCAUUUCCCAAUCCUGAGGACGUAAGGGUUCCUUUAAGAGAGAAAUACCACGCUCUCCGGCAGAGGCUCAGCGCCUGCGUCGUGAAAGGCGCCCUCAGCGAGGAGCCCCUGUCUGUGGCCAUGCGCUCCAUCCACAGAGUGAGGGCCAAGGCCCUCCGACGCGUGCAGAGGAACAUCGGGCCCUUCGAGACCCACGUCUGGGAGCCCGCGGAGGACAAGCCCACCGAAGGUCCCGGGUUCGAGGGGUGCUCCCUGGGGACGAGCCCGAGCGGGAGCACACUCACAGACCUGGGCACGUCCCCCGGCCACAGCGCGGCCGACACGCUCUCGGAGGCUCUGAGCUGGACGCAUCUCCAUCGCAGGAAGGCUCCAGAUCACGUGGACGCAGCGCUGACCGCUGAGCCCCGCGGUGACAGGAGCGCGGGGGGCCGGGGAGGGGGCGCCCCGCGGAGGGGGCAGGGGCGGGCGCUGCCCGUGGUGGGCGCCUGGGCAUUCGAGCGGGAGGACGACGAGUACCUGCGGUUCCUGGAGCUGUUCCUGAGCUACGUGCUGGAGCGGGAGCUGCGGGGCGGGGACCCCGGCCCCCCGCUGCUGCCCGGCUUCUCGGGGCGCCUGCGGGAGCGGGAGCUGGACCCCCUGCUCGCCGGCCUGCACCCCGCCCCGGGGGCGCUCCGGGCCGGCUCCUGCUUCCAGCUGGCCCCGGAGCCCGAGGACCCGGAGGGCCCGGCGCCCCCAGCCCCAGGGCCGCCCCCGGAGAGCCUUCUGGGCACCCUCAGGGACAGCGGGGGCCCGAGCGGCCUGUUCGGGCUGCAGCACAGGGCCCUCUACAGGGCGCACGGCGCCGGCGCCCCCGGGCCUGGCAUCCCCAGGGUGGCCGGCCGGAGUGCGUGGGCGCCCGAGGGCAGGCGCAGAGGCAGGUGUGUGUUCAGAGCCAUCGGGGGCGCUGACGCCGGCCCCCAGGCCGAGCUCCCCCCCGCGCCGGGGGCGGGCAGCGCGGGGCUGCAGGCGCUGCUGGACUGGAUGCUGCGCUGGGCCGCCCGCAGGCUGCCCUGCGACCCCAGCCUCGCUGCGCCCCAGGCCCGGCCCCUGCUCCGGCUGACAGCCUCUGCGGCUGCCAUUCUGACAUCACUGUGGCUCUCGGAACAGCCCUGCGCUGCUCUGUCCAAGGCAGAGUGCGCCACGGCAGCCAGUGCCCUUGUGCAGGUGCAGGAGCCUCCUCGCCCUGCGUCUCCGGUGGGACCCCCCGGUGAGGGCGCCUGCUCGGCGCCAGGGUCCCGGCCAGGGGGGCCAGACGGAGGGGAUGGCCCCCGGGAGCCUCGGCGGAGCGCCCUGAUAAUGUCAACAGAAGCCAAAGCCCCUGAAAUGAAGGAACCCGAUGAUGAGGGCAUUUCUGACACAGAUGACACUGAUAAACAAUUUGUAGACAUCAUCGAUGAGGACUCUUUAAGAGGAGAAACAUUUACCCAGGAGGAACUGGAGGCACUCCCACCAGACCAUGAAGAAGACACCAGAGGGCCCGUGGGAAGCCCCGAGAGCCCCCACACCAUCGCGGACACGCAGACGUCACCACGGCCGUUAGGACACUCGGCAGGAGCGGGUCCGAGCCCCCGGGGGGACCCAGCGGAGACAGGUGCGGAGGAGCAGCCGGCGGCACAGGCUGGGGCGCAGACCCCGGCCUGCGAAGAGGGGGCGGCCGCGGCCCCGCCCGCGGGGCCCGGUGGGGUCAGCGUGGCCUCCCAGACCCUGGUGCCCGCGCCCCCGCCCGCCCCGCGCGGCCGGCCCCGGGCGCGGCUGCCCGCCCCUCCCGGCUCCGGUGCCGCCCGGCAGAUGCUGCAGGACGAGAUGCUCAAACUAGUCCAGCUGCAACAGAUCAACUUCCUGACGCUGAUGCAGAUGGCCGGGCCGUCCCUCCCCCGCCUCCCGGGCACCCCCACCUCCGGGCUGGCUCCGCAGCCGCAGCCUGCACACCCCCCGGGGAGCCCGGGGCCCGGCCCGCCGGGGGGCAGUGCUGGGGACGGCCCCCGGGCGAAGCUGGAGGAGAAGCUGCGGGCCCAGCUCCCGCCGGGGGAGCCCGCUGGGGGGCCCCGCCCCGGAGCCGGGCCGUCCGUGCAGAGUGGUGGAGACCGUUCCCAGAAUGUUCCUUGUCCGUUGGAAGGCCAGCCUCGGAACAGCGGUCUGAACACAGCAGCUGGGAGCUCACUGCCCACCCUGGUGCCCCCGGGCCCCGCUGGCCACGCUGCCCUCCCGCUCCUGGCCGCACCGCCUGUGCCCCCCGCCACCGCCAGGCCGGCCGAGGCCUUCCCGCUGCUCCGGCUGCAGCCGGGCCCCCAGCCCCCGGCCUUCCCCGCGGACCGCGCCCCGUGGGGCCCCCCCAGGGGCCUGCCGCCGCCCCGAGAGGCCUGGGGGCCCCGCGGCUCCCGCCAGCGCCCUGCGCCCCCCGGGGCCCGGGGCCCGCGGCCCGCAGCGGCGCAGAAGCCGGGGCCCGGGACCGGGGGGCUGGAGGUCCCCCAGCACUUGAACUUGGACCAGUACGUGGGGCAGGACACCGUGACACCUGGGCUGGACGCGGCCUUGUUUCUGGAGCCCCGAGGGUGUGACGUGGCCCCUCCAGGUCCCUUCGGGUUCCCGCUGCUGCACCUGCCGCCGCCCCGCGCCUUCACCUUCUUCUCCGUGUGCCGCGCCCCGGGGCCGGCCCCCUGCGCGCCCCUCAGGGCCGCCGGAGAGAGCGAGCGCCCCGGCUUCUCCUUCCUUCCCGCCCGCCCGGCGCCCGAGGACACGUGCAGAAGCCCACAGCUCACUCGGAUCGAAAACCUCAUUGCGUGUAAACAAAGCCAGCCCAGACCGACCCCGGAUUUCCUGGAGCGAGGCGACCCCGGGCUCCUCUCACUUGGAAAGGACAAAGGGGAGCCUCCUGGAGCGCGGCCAGGGAAGGACGGCAAGAAAAGGCAGAGACGGCGGGCAGAGAGAGAGCUGCAGGAGAAGCGCUCCGAGAAGCAGAGGAGAAAGCCCAGUGCGGCCGAGCAGCCAGAGGCCGCCGUCCUGCCUGCCCCGGACUCGGGGGCAGCUGGGAAAGCCGAGGAGCAGCGAGAGCAUCGUGGUUCCCAGACGCUGGAGGCCUUUGAGAUCCCGCUGGAAGCGCUGCAGGGGGACGUGGCCACGGCCGCCGGGCUGCACUUCCUGGCCACUGUGCGCAGCAGCGCUGUGGGCCGGCAGGACGCCAGCACCAACACGGACCCAGAUAAAGAAGCUGCUUCUCAAGUGGUAUCUGAAUGUCGGGAAAAUCCACAAGCCAUUUCCUCCACACCAGAAUGUGAACCUUUGACUGUCCCCCAGGCAUUGCCUGCAGAUGUGCUUCUGAAUCUCAACCUUCCCUCCGAACGGGCAGAGAAGCCUUUGUCCCCUUCAGCCUCAGACACGGUGGGACACGCUUACAUAAACGUGAUUGACAUUGAAGCCGGCGACCUGCAAGAGCUGCCUGUCAGGGAGCCUUCCGAGGAGGACGCCCCCCCGUGGCAGGCGGCAGGCCCGUCCCCGGCCGCGUUACAUCACAUGGCUGCAGCCGUGACCGUGACCCGGGCUGCUGCCCUGCGCAGGGUGAAGAGCCACGCUUUCCUGACAGGACCCGCCAGCUCUGCGGAGGACUUACCUCUCCCACCGGCAGAGGCAUCGCCGUCCCCAUCCGCUGUGGAGGGGGGAAGCUGGGGCACAGGCACUGCCCACGCCGAGGUCCCCUCCCCUCCAUCGUCAGAGAGGACGGUCACAGAGGACAGAGACGAGCCGGAGCCAGCUUUCCAGUUCCAAGAAGAGCGCUCCCAGCCGGCCGCCCUGGAAGGGGAAGGGGAAGGGGAAGGGGGCGGGCUGCGGGCCUACCUGCUGCAGGAGCUGCUGGAGGGCGCCUCCCGCCCCGGCCCCACGCCCCGCCCCGCAGCGCGCCCCCAGCUGCAGCGCCUCAGCUCGCAGCUCCGCAAGAUCGACGAACAGCUGCUGGCCAUCCAGAGCAUCGCCCACCGCGUGGAGCAGGACUUCCCCGAGCGCGGGGUGCUGGGCCCGGCGGCGGACUGGCACUGCCAGGAGGUUGAAUCUGUGGAUGCCACUGAAUUGUCUUCCGGCCCUGAGUCUGAAAACACACUGGCUUCAAAGCCCAUUGCCAUUUCCAGAGAAGACUCUGGAUUAGUGCAUUUCCUGGCUCCUAUGAAUAAGGAAGAUCAAAGCAACAAAGAACAGACUUUUGAAGAUGAAUUUUCAGUAACAGAAACUCAUUCUCGUCAAAAAAUGUGUGCGUUUCCUUCUGCCGACUCAGUUCUCGGCCUCUCCAGUGACCAGAAGACAAGUUUUCCUGGUGUGAAUAACAAUGAUGAGUUAUUUCAGAGCGUUUCAGCAGAUCCACUCCAGGUGACUGGGCUGACGGACAUUGCAGACAUUAUUGACGACCUCAUCACCAAAGACGGAGUUUCCAGCAAAGAGCUGGGCUUAACAGAACAACAAGCCAGGAGCAUCUCUAGGAUUCAGCAGUCUUCCAGUAGCCGGUCUGGAAGAACUGCCAAGGAGAGGAGAGAGAUCCAGGUCUGGAUGAGAAGAAAGCGGAGAGAGAGGAUGGCGGAGUACUUACACCAGCUGGCGGAGAGGAGGGGGCAGGAGCACGACCCCUUCUGCCCCAGGAGCAGUGUGUUUUACAUGACUUCAAGAGAAAUCAGGCUGAGACAAAAGAUGAAGCAUGAAAAAGACAGAUUGCUACUCUGUGACCACUACAGUCGUCGAAUUUCACAAGCAUACAGUCUGAUGAAUGAACUGCUGUCUGAAUCGGUGCAGCUACCAGCACAGAAGCCAUCGCCUAGCAAGCCCAGGACUGCUCAGUCUUCCAGGCUGCAAAGCUCCCUUUCGCCAAGAAGAGAGACCUGCUAUGGUCACAACUUUCCAGUAAAUCGACCUGGAAAAGUCAGAUAUAUAUCCAAACCAAGUUAUAUCCCAAAAGGGAAAUCUUUCGGGCAACCUCAGAGCUCACCUUGUCCACAUGGAACUGUCACUUUUACCCAGAAAAAAGCCGGUGGAGCCAGAGGGGCACGGAGGAAGGCUGUGCACUCUCCAGUCACCUUCCGAAUAGGCUCUGCUGCUCCCUGUCUACGGCAUUCAAAACAGUAUCGGAGCGCUGGGCCUGGCCCUCACACGGAGCAGGUAUGUGCAGAGGAUGAGAGAGAGGAGACUGUGGUGAGUCCCUGGCUGGUGCCCUCAGACAUCCGCAGGAUUCUUCACGGAAGUCACAGUUCCCUUCUACAAGACCUGUCACCAACUGAAGAGCCAGCGUCCCCCGCUGGGGAGGGUGGCAUGGACAGUGCCUCUGAGAGCACUGGCAGCAUCCUCAGCAAGCUCGACUGGAAUGCGGUCGAAGACAUGGUGGCCAGCGUGGAAGACAAGAGCCUGUCUGUCCACUGGGCCCUGGGUCUGUAAGGCCUCGAGGUGUUCUGUUUCCAGGGCCGGCAGCGCAGUGGUGUGGGCUUAAGGGAAGGAAGCAAUACAGAGAGUGAUGCGAAUUUACCACCUGCAGCCAUAUAUUACCUGGACAAGCCAUUUCAAGAGGGAAAAUAAACAUUUCUCAGUAAUUUUGCCUUCCUGGGAAAGGGUUCUUUAAUUAUAGAUGUAUUAUAUGUUUUUGCAUUUGACUUAUAUUUGGGCAUUAUUUUUUAAAUGAUAAAAAAAUAAAACGCAUCUUUCAAGCUGA